AUGCACCCACCUCUCUUUCUCCGAAGGCUCUUCCUUUACCUAGUCUUUACUAUCUUAUUCGUACGCGCAUCUGCUGAGGUAUCGAGACCAGCAAAGCGCUCUUAUUCGACUCAUGACUAUUAUGUGCUUGAGCACGACCCGGCGCAUGGUGUCUCCGUUCAGGGCUGUGCGGAUGCUUUGGGUGCAGAACUCGUGGAGCAAGCAGGCCAGCUGCGCGAUCAUUGGAUCUUACGUUCUCAAAGGACGGAUGGGUCCGAAGAGGACCGAGUGCUCAAAGCUCGCGGGCUGCUAGAAGAGAAUCCAACUUUGACCAAACGUGAUGCUUUACCUAAAGCUAUCCGACAUCUCUCUCGACAAGUGCCGAGACAGCGAGUAAAGCGUGCCGCUGUACCUGCUCCUCCACCUGGCGGACUAGACGACGCUGAUGGCAAGUCGUCGGCUCGGGACAUUGCAGAACGCCUCGGUAUCGAAGACCCGAUGUUCAAGGACCAGUGGCAUCUUGUCAAUGAGGAAUACCCGGAACACAUGAUGAACGCGACACCGAUCUGGGACAUGGGUAUUACUGGCAAGGGAGUUAUAUCUUGCAUGGUAGACGAUGGAUUGGAUUUCGAGAGCGAGGAUCUUGCUGAUAAUUUCGAUGCUGUCGGUUCGUAUGACUUCAACGAUCACGUUGACCUCCCGAAACCAAUGCUUUCUGAUGAUCGUCACGGUACGCGAUGUGCUGGUCAAAUCGCUGCUGUCAAGAACGGCGUCUGUGGAGUUGGUAUUGCAUACGAGUCCAAAGUAGCAGGCGUGCGAAUCCUGUCUGGUCCUAUCUCCGACGUAGACGAAGCCGCAGCAUUGAACUACGGAUACCAAAACACAUCUAUCUACAGCUGUUCCUGGGGGCCAGCUGAUGACGGGAAGUCCAUGGAGGCACCAAGUGUGCUCAUUCAAAAGGCCAUGCUGAACGGUGUGCAGAACGGUCGAGAUGGAAAAGGUUCGGUAUACGUGUUUGCCAGUGGUAACGGCGCGCAUUCGGGCGAUCAAUGCAAUUUCGACGGAUACACGAACUCGAUUUACUCGGUUACUGUGGCUUCUAUCGAUUAUAAGGGAGAGCACCCGUAUUAUUCGGAGUCGUGUGCGGCGAAUAUGAUAACGACGUAUAGCUCUGGGAGCGACCGUAAGAAGCAAAUCGUUACCACCGAUGUUGGGAAAGCUAGUUGUACGACACAUCACGGAGGUACCUCCGCUGCCGCUCCCAAUGCUGUGGGCGUCUUUGCUCUUGCACUCUCAGUCAGGCCAGAUCUUACAUGGCGAGACGUACAGCACUUAUGCGUCAAGACAGCCCAGGUAGUCAACCCCAGCGACGCAACUUGGGAACUCACCGCAACCGGCCAGCCAUACAGCUACAAAUUCGGCUUCGGGAAACUUGACGCUUUCGACUUCGUAACUGCAGCACAACAAUGGACGUCAGUAAAGCCGCAAGCAUGGGUUGAGGCACCUCCUGUGCAGCUUGAGAAUGGUACGAUGGACAAAGAAGGGAAGUUCUCCGGAGGCAUAGAGAUUGAAGAAGAUGGGGUACAGAGUACUAUAGAGAUUACUCAGGAGAUGAUGGACGAGAAUAACUUUGAGGCUCUUGAGCAUGUUACCGUACGGGUGUGGAUUGAGCAUUCGAGGAGGGGAGACGUCGAGGUAACGCUAACAAGUCCGAAUGGCAUUCGGAGCAUGUUAGCGGAGAAGAGGCAUGGUGAUAGGGAUAAGGAUGGGUUCCCUGGUUGGCGCUUCAUGUCGGUGAAGCAUUGGGGAGAAAAUCCAGUCGGAACCUGGACUUUGACCGUCUCUGACCAAGAUCGAGAAGAUGAAAGCGGUAAUUUCAUCGGCUGGCGACUGUCCCUCUGGGGUUCUGCGAAAGACUCAGAUAAAGCAGUCCCGUAUGCAUUGAAGAUAUCUGAAGAGCUUCCUAUUCCUUUCCCUCCACCUGAGGAAGCGGAACCAACUCCCGACGCACCUCAUACAACUGCAGUACCAUCAACGACGAAGUCGUUCCCUAAGCCGACUGCUGCCAUUUCCAGUGUUCCUGGACAAGAAGAUGUUGAAUCCACUGCGGGCCAGGCAACUGCGACGUCUAGCUCUGAUUCGUCUUCAAUGGACAAUGAUACGCGCUUCCGGAUUGCAAUUUUGGGCUUCGUCUUCGCGGGUAUAUUCAUUGCAGGCGGAGCUAUCUUGAUUAUCCGACGAAUCCGACAGAAUCGUCGGAAUGCGCAGAGGAGAGCUGAAGAAGGUGAGGGUGAAGAUGUGCGUAUGCGGUUGCUGGAUAACGAGGCGCAACGACCGCUUUCGUUGAGUGCGCAGGAUGUGUCGACGUAUGAUGAUGAACCUGGAGAAAGAGAAAGGGGUCGAGAGGGUGUUUCUUCUGGUGGUAUUGGCUUCCAUUCUGGAUUCCUGGAUGAAGAUGAGGAGGAGGAGACACGUGCGGUCGAUGGGAAUAGCCGAUAUAGCGAUGCUGAGUCUAGAGAUGAGGCAGAUGAGUCGACAUCGCGAUAGUCUCGAGGUUGAAAAGGAACUUUAUAGCAUUUCUAUUCAUUUUUCUAUAAACUAUUCUCUAUAUUAUUCUAUUGGUCCUGUUUUGCUAUUGCGGAUAUGGAUUCGUACAUGCUUUGUCUUUGUUUCGUAUUUCUGUUCUAUUACGUCCUGUUCUAAUAGAAUU
Fomitiporia mediterranea MF3/22 is the source of this 2689-nucleotide messenger RNA. RefSeq lists its product as uncharacterized. Lineage: Eukaryota; Fungi; Basidiomycota; Agaricomycetes; Hymenochaetales; Hymenochaetaceae. Gene Ontology annotation, cellular component: trans-Golgi network; Golgi membrane. The record is from RefSeq and is a predicted model, not a curated record. Gene Ontology annotation, biological process: protein processing. The transcript has 7 exons. Gene Ontology annotation, molecular function: serine-type endopeptidase activity. Bases 1 to 2526 code for a protein of 841 amino acids.